Messenger RNA from Rubroshorea leprosula, 1437 nucleotides. NCBI's taxonomy places the organism in Eukaryota, Viridiplantae, Streptophyta, Magnoliopsida, Malvales, Dipterocarpaceae. The record is from the annotation of a GenBank genome assembly.
CUCUCUCUAUAUAUAUAUAUUGCUAAUUAACCAGGCUUUGUGACACGUCCUAGUAUUCCUUAUAUAGCUUGUGUUGCAGGCAAAGGCAGGUGGCAAAUUAAACAAUGAGUUCUCCAUCAGUAGAAGAGCCAUCUCCUCGAGUAAUGGAGAGAAAAGGAGAACAAAUGAAUGCGGUUCAUGGGAUCCACAGUCAACAAGAUUUUGAUCCAAGUGCAGCCCCUCCAUUUCGGAUUGCAGAGAUCCGAGCUGCCAUUCCCGACCACUGUUGGGUCAAGAAUCCAUGGAAGUCUAUGAGUUAUGUUUUCACUGACAUCCUAGUUGUUUUUGUGUUGGUAUCAGCUGCACUCUACUUCAAUAAUUGGUAUUUUUGGCCACUCUAUUGGGUUGGUCAGGGUACAAUGUUUUGGGCACUGUUUGUCCUUGGACAUGAUUGCGGUCAUGGAAGCUUUUCCGAUUAUCCCACCCUGAAUAGUGUGGUGGGGCAUAUCUUGCAUUCUUCAAUUCUUGUACCAUAUCAUGGAUGGAGAAUAAGUCACAGGACUCACCAUCAGAAUCAUGGAAAUGUAGAAAAAGAUGAGUCAUGGGUUCCGCUACCUGAGAAGAUCUACAAGAAUUUGAGGACUAGAACUCGAAUUCUAAGAUUCAUAUUGCCCUUCCCCUUGUUUACAUAUCCUAUAUAUCUGUGGUUUAGAACUCCAGGCAAGAAAGGAUCUCACUUCAACCCUUAUAGUGACUUGUUCAUGCCAAAUGAAAGGAAAUUUGUGAUGACUUCAACUGCCUGUUGGAUAGUAGUUGCUUCUUUUCUUGUAUAUUUAUGCUUCCUGAUAGGUCCACACCAGAUGCUCAAGCUUUAUGGUGUUCCCCAUUUGAUUUUCACAGUGUGGUUGGAUGGUGUCACUUAUUUGCAUCACCAUGGCUAUAAGCAGAAGCUUCCCUGGUACAGGGGCAAGGAAUGGAGCUACCUCCGAGGAGCGCUUACAACAGUAGAUCGUGAUUAUGGCUUGUUCAAUAAAAUCCAACACGACGUAGGCACCCAUGUCAUACAUCAUAUCUUCCCUCAAAUCCCUCACUACCACCUAGUAGAAGCGACAGAAGCAGCUAAAGCAGUGCUUGGAAAGUACUACCGGGAGCCAAAAAAAUCAGGGCCUAUUCCCUUUUACUUACUCAACACCCUGCUUAGAAGCUUUAAAGAAGAUCAUUUUGUGAGCAACACCGGAGAUAUUGUGUAUUAUCAAACCGAUAAGGACCUCUACAAGUUCUAUGAGACCACCAAGUCUGCCUGAUUGGUUCAGACUUCAGAGCAGAAUUGCAGCAUCUUUACUUGUUUCAGGGUUAAGCACUUAAACUUAAGCAUGUAUGAAAUCUACUUGUGUUAUAUGUUGUGUAGCAGGAAGACUUUAAAUAGUCUUUUGUCAUGAAUUAAGUCCAUUGGAAGUU